Anolis carolinensis (green anole) is the source of this 4649-nucleotide messenger RNA. It is a transcript of the gene ddr2, whose product is annotated as discoidin domain receptor tyrosine kinase 2. NCBI's taxonomy places the organism in Eukaryota, Metazoa, Chordata, Lepidosauria, Squamata, Anolidae. Gene Ontology annotation, molecular function: ATP binding; collagen binding; protein tyrosine kinase collagen receptor activity. Gene Ontology annotation, biological process: cell surface receptor protein tyrosine kinase signaling pathway; positive regulation of kinase activity; positive regulation of neuron projection development. Bases 163 to 2718 code for a protein of 851 amino acids. The transcript has 17 exons. The record is from RefSeq and is a predicted model, not a curated record. Gene Ontology annotation, cellular component: plasma membrane; signaling receptor complex.
CUUGCAUCAGCCUCUCCUUGCCUGCCUGCCUGCCUGCCUUCCGCCGCCUGGGCCCAGGAGCUGCGAUCGACCCGCUUCUCCGGAUUGCACCCCAGGAGAGCCCUCUUUCUCCCCCGGAGCCCGUCUUCCCAGCCAGCUACAGAACUGUGAUAAGAUCUGAAGAUGCUCACACCUCCACAGGCAUUAUUUGUUAUAAUGCUGCUGGUUAUUUCAAGUGCCGUGAAAGCUCAAGUCAAUCCAGCUAUCUGCCGCUACCCAUUGGGCAUGUCAGGUGGGCAUAUCCCUGAUGAGGACAUUUCUGCUUCCAGCCAGUGGUCUGAAUCCACAGCAGCCAAAUAUGGAAGGCUAGGUUCAGAAGAUGGGGAUGGUGCGUGGUGUCCUGAGAUCCCUGUGGAGCCAGACGACCUGAAGGAGUUUCUGGAAAUUGACUUACAUGCUCUGCACUUUAUCACUCUGGUAGGGACUCAAGGCCGCCAUGCAGGAGGCCAUGGCAACGAGUUUGCUCCAAUGUACAAAAUUAAUUACAGCCGAGAUGGCACCCGCUGGAUCUCUUGGCGAAACAGACAUGGAAAGCAGGUCCUUGAUGGAAACACCAACCCAUAUGACAUUGUUCUCAAGGACUUGGAGCCACCCAUCAUUGGUCGAUUCAUACGCUUUAUCCCUGUGACUGACCACUCCUCAAAUGUCUGCCUCAGAGUCGAACUCUAUGGUUGUAUCUGGCUGGAUGGGCUUGUUUCAUACAGUGCUCCAGCAGGACAGCAGUUGGUUCUACCUGGUGGAAUUGUGAUUUACCUGAAUGAUUCAAUCUAUGAUGGUUACAGCAUGACAGAAGGACUAGGACAGCUGACUGACGGGGUUUCAGGCCUAGAUGAUUUCAUCCAGACCCAUGAAUACCAUGUAUGGCCUGGUUACGACUACGUUGGCUGGCGCAAUGAGAGCACCAACAAUGGCUAUGUGGAAAUCACAUUUGAAUUUGACCGGAUCCGAAACUUUACUACUAUGAAGGUUCAUUGCAACAACAUGUUUGACAAAGGAGUGAAGAUUUUCAAGGAGGUGCAAUGCCAUUUCCGUUCUGAUUCAAAUGAAUGGGAGCCCAACCCCAUCUCCUCGGUGCUGGUGUUAGACGAUGUGAACCCCAGCGCCCGCUUCGUCACUGUGCCCUUACUCCAUCAUAUGGCCAAUGCUAUCAAAUGUCAGUUCUACUUUGCUGACACAUGGAUGAUGUUCAGUGAGAUCACCUUCCAGUCAGAUGCUGCCAUGUACAACAAUUCUGGAGCCAUUCCUGAAUCUUCAGUGACUCCCACCACUUAUGAUCCAACCCUUAAAGUUGAUGACAGCAAUACUCGAAUCUUGAUCGGCUGCCUGGUGGCCAUCAUCUUUAUCCUGGUGGCCAUCAUCGUAAUCAUCCUCUGGAGGCAAUUUUGGAAAAAGAUGCUGGAAAAGGCCUCUCGACGAAUGUUGGAUGAUGAAAUGACCGUCAGCCUCUCUCUACCCAGUGAGUCAAGUAUGUUCAACCACAAUCACUCUACUUCUUCCAGUGAGCCUGAAUCCAGUUCCACAUACGACCGCAUAUUUCCCCUGGGUCCAGACUACCAGGAACCAUCUCAGUUGAUCCGCAAACUGCCUGAAUUCACCCCGAAGGAGGAAGAGGCAGGCUGCAGUGGAAUUACCAAACCGGCCCUGCCAAGUGGAGUUGAGGGUGUCCCCCAUUAUGCCGAGGCAGAUAUUGUUAACCUGCAGGGGGUGACAGGCAGCAACACCUAUUCCGUCCCAGCUAUCACUAUGGAUUUGCUGUCUGGCAAAGAUGUGGCUGUGGCUGAGUUUCCCAGGAAGUUGUUGACUUUCAAGGAGAAGCUGGGAGAAGGCCAGUUUGGAGAGGUCCACCUAUGUGAAGUGGAGGGGAUGGAGAUGUUCAUGGACAAUGGUUCUAUUUUGGAUGGUGACUUGAAGCAGCCUGUCCUACUGGCCGUGAAAAUGCUGCGAGCCGAUGCCAACAAGAAUGCCAGGAAUGACUUUCUUAAAGAGAUUAAGAUCAUGUCCAGAUUGAAGGAUCCCAACAUUAUCCGGCUGCUGGCUGUAUGUAUCACUGAUGACCCACUCUGCAUGAUUACAGAGUACAUGGAAAAUGGUGACCUCAACCAAUUUCUAUCUCGCCAGGAGCUCCAAAGCUUGAUAGUGAGCUCUGCCUCUGCUGUCAGCUAUGCUGAUCUGAAGCUAAUAGCCACACAAAUCGCUUCUGGCAUGAAGUACUUGUCCUCACUGAAUUUUGUUCAUCGAGACCUGGCUACACGCAACUGUCUGGUGGGGAAGAAUUAUACCAUCAAGAUAGCUGACUUUGGUAUGAGCCGGAACCUCUACAGUGGAGAUUAUUACAGGAUCCAAGGGCGCGCAGUACUCCCUAUUCGUUGGAUGUCAUGGGAGAGCAUCCUCUUGGGAAAAUUCACCACAGCCAGUGAUGUCUGGGCAUUUGGUGUGACACUUUGGGAGACCUUCACUUUUUGUCGUGAGCAGCCGUAUUCUCAGUUUUCAGAUGAGCAAGUAAUUGAGAACACCGGGGAGUUCUUUCGGGAUCAAGGGCGGCAGACCUAUCUUCCACAGCCUGCAUUGUGUCCUGAUUAUAUAUACAAGCUAAUGCUCACCUGCUGGAGACGAGAUACCAAAGAUCGUCCCUCCUUCCAAGAAAUCCAUUGCCUACUCCAAGAAGCACCUACUUCAUAGCGAUGCUUUCCUUUCAAGCUCCAAACCUAUGUCACCUUUCUUCCUUUCUUUUCCCACCUUCCAAAAUGUACACUUGGAACUAUUCUUGGACUCACCAUUUCCUUUGACACCAGAGCUGGAAUUUCAAUCUCACCAAUGGACACAAAGAAAUUGGGAUCUGACCACAUCGAUCACCUAGCUACAUUCAAGGUGCUGUGCUUUGGACUGGCAAAGACUGUGAAAAACAAGUGUUUUUCUUGUAAAUGUUGUAGGAUCUGAUGUACAAGUAGAUUUGUCUAUAGGGGACCUUGGGGGGGUGGGGGGGGAGAGAGAAGCAAGUUCUUUACAUAAGAAAGAACUUGAAACAUAACUUGAGUGUGGAACUGAGCUGGGAAGAAACAUACAGAGCAGGGAAAUACUGAAGUAUCUACAGUACUUUAUGCCCACAGCUAAGUGUAUGUCACAGACUGUAGAUAUGUAGAAUGUGGCAAAGAAUUUUGCUUCUUUCAUUUUUAUUAGAACAUGAUUUUAUUCCUUAUUGCUAUGUAUAUAGGCUUGAUAAUGUGUGGAAAAUACUUGCUGACAUUUCAGAAGCCAAAAGAGUUACUGAAAUUAAAUGACCAGUGAUUUUAGAUAGGCCUCAGUGCCACAUGAUUAACCAAUCCAGACUAACCUAUGUAAAAUAAUUUUUAAAUUGUGUAGUGUUCUGAUUGUACACAUUGUACAGGUUAAAUGUACAUGCUGCAGAUUUGGAUUACUUUGUGCAUUUUGUCCUGUUGGUGUUCUACGUGAAAUACCAGAUGCUGAGCUGAUCCCCUGAACAAAAUUUCAGAUUCUGGGGCAGUCAACUUCGGAAAAGAAAAAAAAAACAAUUUCUGAUGCCUAAUUGUGAGUGAUGGUUGCUACCCUACCACCUUGCUGCUUGAAUUCCGGGAACAUGUGGCUGACUGUGCUUGAAAAUGGGAUGCCCUACUCGAUAACAGGGUUUUGUGAUUUUUAAAAAACAUAGACAUAAGGGUCCAACUCAGCAUGCAGUAAAACACAACUGCCGGUUUAAUGAGAUAGAUAGAGAAUCCACUACCUCUUCAAAGAUAGAAAAUCCACUACCUUCUUAAUAUUUAGGUGAAAUUCCUUUUCUUGUAAUUUGAAUCCAUUGGUUUGUGUUCUAAAUUCUGAAGCAGCAGAAAACAAACUUGCUUCAUCUUCUACAUGACAUUCCUUCAGAUAUUUAAAGAUAGCCUUCAUGUCACCUCUCAGUUUUCUCUUGUCCAAGCUGAACACACAUAACUCCCUAAACCAUUCCACAUAAUAGGGCUUGGUUUCCAGACCUUUGAUCUUCUUGAUCUCCCUUCUCUGGACACAUUCCAGCUUGUCACUAUCUGUCUUGAAUUGUGAUGCCCAGAAAUACAAACGUUAUCCCAGAUGAGGUCUGAACAAAGCAGAAUCGAGUGGCACUUCUGUUUCCCUUAAUCUGCACACUAUACGCUUAUUCUUCAGAAGAGGAAGGGGAGCAGGAAAGUGUUCAUGAAUCUGAGGGUGAGUUGGAAUCUGAGGAGAUUUUGCAAGUACGCACAUUUCAGGAGAGGCAAAAGGAAACAGACACGUCACUCAGCUAGAAUAGCUGCCAGAAAUGCAGCUGAGUAAUUAGGAACUGCCCAAGCAGCUGUGAGGGGACUCAGGGCUAUAAAGCAGGAGCAGGUGCAGCCAGCUCUUGCUGGUAACAAUUGACUCUUCGCUCCCCUUGUGCCUGCUUCAAGUCUGCAUCUGGGAAAUUGCUCCUAAGGAUUUAUUACUGUUUCUUUGUCUGAAGUAAGACUGUUAUUUGAUUUGGGAAUUUAACAGAGACUAAGAACUGUGUUUACCCUAAGACUUCCUUGCUUCCUUUUGCAUUAUUCCACUGAGUGUGCUGUACUUUAUGUUUUGCUGAAGUAAAGCAGUUUUCAUUUACUUGC